CGUCCACGUGUCACCUCCCCCCAAAACCUCCGCCUCCUCUCGCUCGUCGCCGGCCAUGCCCCUCUGACGAGCUCUGCUCGGCCACGGACCCAUGAAGGCCUCGCUCAAGCUCCGCGAGGACGGGGCGGCGCCGCUGCUCCGUGCGAAGCUCCCCGUGGCGCUCUUCUCGGUCCCCGCCGUGGCCUCCCUCACCGCCGGCGACCCCGCCGACCUCCGCCUCUCCCUCGCCACCGCCGUCCCGGCGCUCCCCUCCCUCCGCAUCUCCUACGCGCCCAACCGCCCGUCCUCGCCGCUCUCCCUCGCCCUCGUUCUUGGCUCCGGCCCCGGCGGCUGCCCCUCCCCCGCCGCCGCCUCAGCCAUCACCAUGGCCGCCGAGGUCAGCGCCGCCGGCGCCGUCUCCUUCUCGCUCGUCCUCAAGCCUUCGCUGGGGGACUUCGCCGUGCGCAAGCGGUUCGACUCCGCCGGCUCCGCGCCGACGUCGGCUGCGGCCGCCGCGUCGGGGUCGGAGGUGACGAUGAGGAGUUCCAUCCCGGUGCGCGGCGGCGCCGCGGCGGUGAGCGUCCGGUGGGGGGUGAGGAUUCCCGCCGAGGUGACCGCCGGCGGGGAGGACGGCGCGGCCGCGCUGGCGCUGCGGAGGCUGCCGUUCUUGGUUCUUGGCAAGAUAGCCGUGGAGAGGCAGCCGCCGCCGCCGCCGGCGAGCAGAGCCAUGGCGCAGGAGGAGACGUCGGUGGAGAAGACGAGGAGGGAGAACGAGAGGCUGAGAAAGGAUCUGGACGAGCAACGAGCAGCCGCAACGGACAAGAUGACAUCGGCGAGCACGGUGGCGGCCGCCGCAGGCCGCCGGAGCAGCGGCUGGAGGUCGCCGGAGAUGGCUGGCGACCGCAAGGCCGUUGAUGCGGGCCGGUGAUUCUUAGCCAUUCGAUUCACUGACGAAUGUAUCAGUGAGGUGAACUACUCAUAAAUCUGAAGAAACUGUACAAAUGUAAAAUGGACAUGAUGGUUCAGAGGAAUUCGAUCAUGUUCAGAUGUCUAAUUUUGUUUGUGCAAUGGUGCAUGACGAAAUCGAGUCUCGAGUCCAAGAUGUUACAAAAGGAGAGAAAAAAAUGUGUCAAAUGGUAUACGCAAGCAAUGUAACUUUGAAUUUUUGGAAUAUAAAAACGGGCCAGGUAUCAUGCAUUUUUCACUGAAA
Oryza brachyantha (malo sina) is the source of this 1189-nucleotide messenger RNA. RefSeq lists its product as uncharacterized. Lineage: Eukaryota; Viridiplantae; Streptophyta; Magnoliopsida; Poales; Poaceae. The coding region runs from base 92 to 907 and encodes 271 amino acids. The record is from RefSeq and is a predicted model, not a curated record. The transcript has a single exon.